CUCUGCUUCCUACUUGAAUUCUUGUCGCCGGAACAGCAUGCUGUGUGCCGCCCGUCGGUGAAUACAAUUGUACAUGUUUGAUCACACGUGCUGCAGAUGCACUGGGUCAGUAUGAAUACCUGCUUCUGCUUCUCUCCUUCCUUCGUUCCAUCAGUCCCUCCAGGGGGAGAUGUUACAGAAAUGCUGGGAGUACUUCUUCAUGUCUGCCUUCUCUCACUUAUCAAGUCGGGGAAACAUUUCAAAAGUCCCAGAUGUACCAGAAGAUGUCUCUUUGUUUUUUUUUUCCAACAAUUCGAUAAUGCUUCAUGCAUGUUCUUAGCCGCUGUUAAUGGCUGAAACAUUUGUUCGACAACGAAGAUACUCCCAAGUGGUAGUUGAGGAGUUCGCAUGCUUUUCUUCUCAGACUCUGCGCAUUUUGCAGCUGCGGCUAGGGCGUAUAGGAGUCUUCCCACUCUUCAUCAGCACCCUCAUUCGAUUAUAUAUCAGAGUUGAACUAGCAUCGCACUGUGCUCGCCGCUCCUUCUCUUUCAUUCAAGAACGAUGGGCUGCCCAGCUCGAAAGACCGAACCUUUCUCAAAUUGCCUCCUCCUUCGUUUUCUCAACUCCCGCUCAAGAACGAUCGUGCACCAAAGAAUCCAGACAUUAUAAUGCCAUGCAACAUGUACGGACCACCCCCUUCUUGGUACACCAGCCCUCAAAGCCACACAAAGACCCACUGACGAAGCUACCUGGAUGCGGUGAAGGAGUAUGUAAUGGGGAGGUGCGGGCGGUCUACCUGUGCGGGUCUGGCACUAUGACGAGUUAUAUGACGUUACCAUUCAUCCGUGGGAUCCGUCAGAGGCUGUCCGGGUCUGGUUCAGGGUCUGUGAAGGUAUGGCUCAGGGUCCUGGGCACGUCAGAGAGCAUGUAUAUAGGGGUCGGGUCUCCCCCACAUGUCACACGGGUACCUCUGGCCACCUUGGACGAUGUUCUUGCCAUUACAGAAGCCCUAUAAAGUACGAACACGAGGCAACAGUCAGGCACGCCUCUCCGAGCCUGUCCUACCAAAUCACAAAGUUCACCGCAAAUGGCUUCCUUUCGACCUCUUUGAGAUUACAUUUCGACAAUGACGAUGGAACGAAAGAUGAUGAAGAUUCGAACCGUGUUGCUCCUACUCGCCAACCAAUUGCAACUCCGCCAAUGCCUCAGGCAGACUACCAAACCC
Molecule: messenger RNA, 1204 nt
Organism: Macroventuria anomochaeta
Lineage: Eukaryota; Fungi; Ascomycota; Dothideomycetes; Pleosporales; Didymellaceae
Exons: 1
Coding region: 329-994 (221 amino acids)
Source: RefSeq, a predicted model, not a curated record